This is a messenger RNA of Filobasidium floriforme, 1662 nucleotides long. RefSeq names its product GDP-mannose transporter. The transcript is spliced from 6 exons. NCBI's taxonomy places the organism in Eukaryota, Fungi, Basidiomycota, Tremellomycetes, Filobasidiales, Filobasidiaceae. Gene Ontology annotation, cellular component: Golgi apparatus. The record is from RefSeq and is a predicted model, not a curated record. The coding region runs from base 147 to 1364 and encodes 405 amino acids. Gene Ontology annotation, molecular function: antiporter activity; GDP-mannose transmembrane transporter activity.
CAGAGCGAAUAAUUACCUGGAUUCAAAACUUGUGCUACACCUCCUGUUCAUCUUCUUCUUUUCUUUUUCUUUCUUUCUCGACAUCGUCCCCCACAACUCCUGCUUCAUCUACAUCUCUCCUCCCUCCUCCUCCAUCCUUAUACACCAUGUCCCGCCCAUCAUCCCGACCAGGCUCACCAGGCCUAGGUUCCUCUCCUCGCGGUUCGGUCGUCAACCUGCAACAAUACGCGGCCGACGCCAAGAUCAGCAGUCAUCGCGGCGAAGACGUCCAGACCGGGUUGAUUAAUGGGGAGCAGAAGGCUCAGGCGGCGCCUACCAGUGCUGUCCUGCCCAUCUUGGCUUACUGUGGAGCUAGUAUCAUGAUGACCGUCGUCAACAAAUUUGUCGUCUCGGGUACCCACUUUUCGAUGACCUUCCUCCUCCUGACGAUCCAGUCCGUCGUCUGUUGUGGAAGCGUCUACAUCGUCAAGAAGCUCGGUUUCAUCACGUUUAGGGAUUUCGACAUGAAGGACGCCAAGGCUUGGUUCCCCAUCUCGGCACUGUUGGUCUCGGUGAUCUACACGGGUAGCAAGUCGUUGCAAUUCCUCUCGAUCCCCGUCUACACCAUCUUCAAGAACCUGACCAUCAUCCUGAUCGCAUACGGCGAGGUCAUCUGGUUUGGCGGACACGUCACCGGUCUCUCCCUCGUCUCGUUCUUCCUCAUGGUCGGUUCUUCCAUCAUCGCCGCCUGGUCGGACAUUCACAACGCCAUGAUCGCCAAGAACGGAGCUUCCCUCGACCCGACGACGGGUGCCGAGUUGCCCCUCGUCGGUUCGGCCGGUUCCUUGCUCGCCAACCUCAACGUGGGCUACCUGUGGAUGGGGUUGAACUGUCUCUUCUCGGCCGCCUAUGUGCUCGCCAUGCGAAAGAGGAUCAAGGUGACCGGGUUCAAGGAUUGGGACUCGAUGUUUUACAACAACUUGUUGUGCAUCCCGGUGCUCAUCGUCGCCUCGGUCGUCGUCGAGGAUUGGGGUGCGGAGAACUUGAACCUGAACUUCCCGGCUGAAGGUCGUUCGUUCUUGUUGUUCGCCAUGUGCUUCUCGGGUGCCGCCGCCGUCUUCAUCUCGUACACGACCGCUUGGUGCAUCCGAACGACAUCGUCGACCACCUACUCCAUGGUCGGAUCGCUCAACAAGCUCCCCGUCGCCGCCUCGGGCAUGAUCUUUUUCGGCGACCCAGUCAACUUUGGCUCGGUGAGCGCGAUCGGGACCGGUUUCGUCGCCGGAUUGGUCUACACGGUGGCCAAGCAGAACCAGAGCAAGGUGGAAAAGGCAAAGCAGGCCAAGUUGGCCAACAACAAUUACGCCCUGAGGGAAAAGGCAUGAGCGGGCGAGACGAGGUGGGGGCUCUGAGUAGAAGGCUAGGUGUUGCGACGUGAAGGGACAUUGCGAGGGCAAGUGGUCGUGAUGACGAUCAAGAGGGAUGGCAUGCAUGAUGGACGGCGACGUGGAGGACAUGACUCGGUACAGGAUAGACCACGGCGACCUCGGUUCGUUUCCACGUCAUCGAUUCAGCCAUCGUUCUUCGUCGAGGGUGUCGCGGCUGUUUGUUUCUACUCUGUGUGUGUGUGUGUGUGCGUACAUGUGUGCGAUAGAUAGAUGGAUUUGAUAGAUUUCGGUUCGA